AUGAACCACAACCAAUUCAUGCAAGUUCUAAUCAAAAUGCCUGACGAUUCAUUGACACCGCCCUCUGGCAACUCACGCUCAUCCUCUCCUUCUGGUCAACCUCAAGGACGUAUCGUAUCCGGAUCACUCAAAGACCGAAUUGCUAAAUUCAACAAUCCCUCUGCACCACCACCAGUCCCCAGAAGCCAGUUUCCCCAUUCUCAACCUUCUGUCCAACGAGGAGGAUUGAUUGGGAAUCGAAUACCGAGCCUGGACCCGAAAAGCGCAGGUAUGAUCAAUUCCGGAGGAGGUGGGCAUCCAGUGGGGAAUAGGAGGAUUUCAGAGAAUAGAGGGUUGAUCGGAAAUAGAAUUCCAAGUAUGGGGAGCAGUGGUCAGAUUUACCUACAAAACCAAUCGACCGGUUCUUCCAAUUCUGGUAGUACCCCUUCUUCAGCUACUAUACCCAAACCAUCCACGGGUACCGGUACCGGUACUGGAGGAGCCAGAUCAGCUAGUCCCUCAGGAUCAGUUGACUCGAGCGCAGCUACUCUAGAGUCAUCCAAUUCACCUAUAACCUCCAGAUCAUCUUCACCGCCUACUUCCCCAGGUGCUGGUAUUCCCCCUUCUUUACUUGCUGCCUCUUUACCUACCUUGGAUGACAGCGGUCCGGGUGCAGCGACUCCUUCUUCUACAAGAGCGGAAGCGGGUGAUACAGUAUCUGAACUAUCUUUAUCAAUACCAUCCACUCCUGUCGCAACUGGUACCCCUCCCCUCCCUGCACCAGAGUAUGACCUCGUGGCUCCCAAUCUCAAGUUGGCUACUGCCAAUGCAGCGGGUGUAGCGGUCAAUCCUAUGGUCAGAGGUCUAUCUCAACAAUCUUCAAAUAGCAAAUCGUUCGCUCCUUCCGUCUCGUCUUCCCUCGCAACCGCCUCAAGGGGAAGUGAAGAGGAAACCCAGAUGAUGCAAGAUGUUAGCGGUGUGUCAACUCCAGUUGGAACACCCAGAGCAGCAAGACGAGAGCUGGGAGAAGGCAGUGUAGUGGGAGAAGGAAGUGUUUUGGGUGAGAACGAUGUUGAAGAAUUAGGUAAUAGACUGGAGAACCUAGAGGUAAAUAAAGACGGUAAAGAUGAUCAAGACGUCACACCCGAACCACCCAAGGAGAAACUACCGGUGGAACAAAGUAGCGAUCUUCCGGAAAGCGUCAUUGUAUCAGACGAAACAUCGAGUGCUGCCGAUGACGCGAGUAACGUAUCUGAAGCUGGAGAACCUGUCGAAAAGGGAUCCCGACCAGAGGAACAGACCAAGAACGAAAACCCCAACCUGGCACCUGAUCUGGCUGAUCUCAAAGCCGGUAGGUUGUCACCCGGACCGAAUACGUCGAGCGACAACAAAGCCGAUGAGAUAUCCGAAUCCCAACCUGAUUCUUAUCACGCCAAGGAUAAACCGGAUCCCAACCAGGCUCCUGAUUUGGAUGAUUUGAAAGCCGGUAAGCUUGGUGCGGCAGGUGACGAGACCAAAGUCGAAUCUGGACCUGAGAAACAACCGUCUCAAGUCGUCGGGAUGUCUGUACCCGCCAAUGCGAUGGUGGGCGAUACGUAUACUCAGAAUUUGGCUGAACAUGACAUCGCACCUGAUGAAGUGAAAGAACAAGGUGGAGAAGCAGGACAACGUAUGGAAGAUAUCGAAACUGCCGAUCAGGUGAUUGAACCUGGUGAAGAGGAAUCACAAGAUAUCAGUAAUUAUACCGGCGGGAUCAACGAAAAGGAAGAGACUGUCUUUGUCGAUCCAGGUGAAAUGGAAGCUAAAGAUGGAGGAGCAAAGAAGUAUCAACCGCUUGAGACUAAUUUUGACAUUCAAGAUGAUGAAGUUCACAAACAUAAAGAAAGAGGUGCGAGUAACGAACAAUAUGCUGAUCCAUAUGCGAAUCAAAAUAAACCGCCUAAGAACGAUGAUCCAGAUUUGAUCAAUCCGACUUAUAAAGGUGACGAUUCCAAAUCUGCGAAGAGAGAUCCUUAUAAACCUGAAGAUAAACCUCCAACACUACAGGAAGCUGCUAGACCCAUUGAUGAAGUGGAAAAGAAUGAUAAGGAGAAGGAGGUUGGGGAUAGACAGGAAUUAGAAGAUGGUGGUGACGGAGUUGCCGAAGAGAAGUCAACUGCAGAUGAAUCACCAAAGGGGGAUAUUCGAGAAUUGAAUAGUGAGGAUAAACCCACUCAAGAUGUCGAUCCUGUAGAGGUGACUUCAUCAGUAGCGGAAGAUAUCGCUGAACCCACUCAGCCAACUGGAGUGGAAGUUCCUCCUACUCCAGUCAACGUCCGAUCCGAGGAAUCAAAGGUGGUUAGCCCAGAAGGUGAAGAUGAAGCUAAAUCACCUUCUGACAUUGUAGGCGAAUCUCCCACAACUCCACAACAGGUACCUAGCGAUGUAGAUGCUCAAGACCUUGCAUCCAAAACCGAUCAACCACCUGUGACUGCAAUUGGUGCUGAAGUGAACAAGGAAGAAGUCGAACCCAAGUCACCUUCCGAGCCGAAACAACUGAACUUUGAACCUGCUCCCAUAUCUCAACCUGCCUCUGCAAGCGUCGAAGAACCGUUCUACACGGCUAAAGAAGAUACCAGCGCCGAAAGGUUUCCUCAAGCUGAGGAAGACACUUCUGCACCUGCAUUUCCUGACCCACCAACCGCCGAUCCGGAUGUCGAAGACCCGAUCUCUACACCUGUCGAACUUGAUAUUCCUGGUGUAAGCGGAGGAAUCAGCGGAAGUGGAGUGACCACGCCUAUCGAUGGGAAUUUCUUGAAAUCAUUUCCGGAUGUACCUGAUGAAGAUAAACCUAGGGUUGAAGUGCACGUUUCUUCGCCUGUUAACACACCUCAAAAACAGUCGUUCCACGCUGUUCCUCCUGCUGCUUCUGGCGGUGACGGUGCAAGUGAGCAACCCUCAAGGAAAGAUUCGGGAGAUAGUAACGCGAGUGAGAAGGAGAUUGAAGUACCAGGUCAAUAUCCUACUACGCCAAUUGCCAAAAUACCUGGUAAAUCGAAAUCUCUGAAAAAUCAAAGAUUAUCCGUAGAUCAAGGAUCCCCUCUGUCUGGUGCUGAUAACAUAGAAAAAGAAGGUGGUGAUGAUAGGGAAGAAGCAGAAGUAGAAGAUUUAGAAGCUACACCACAGGCUAUCAAACCUUCUUCUUCACUUUCCAAAAGACUUUCUGCGAGACGUUCCCCCAAAUCGCCUUUAUUGGAUGAUGAGGACCCUGGUGAUUUCGAAGCUGGAGAGGGAUGGGCGGUAGUGACUAAGUGA
Kwoniella mangroviensis CBS 8507 is the source of this 3273-nucleotide messenger RNA. RefSeq lists its product as uncharacterized. The transcript has 3 exons. The record is from RefSeq and is a predicted model, not a curated record. NCBI's taxonomy places the organism in Eukaryota, Fungi, Basidiomycota, Tremellomycetes, Tremellales, Cryptococcaceae. Bases 1 to 3273 code for a protein of 1090 amino acids.